GAGGCGGAUAACAACGGCUUUGACAGUUACUACACAAGAGUCAGAGCUUGCCAAUCCGGGAACUCCAAUACAUCGAUGGGUUCUGCCUGGUACGCCAAAGGGAUACGAGGUGUCAAUCAAACGUGACGACAUGACAGGCUGCACGCUCUCUGGGAAUAAGGUACGAAAACUUGAAUUUCUAAUGGCCGAGGCUUUAACCCGAAAAUGUAGUCACGUGAUCACGUGCGGAGAUGUUCAUUCGAAUCAUUGUCGCGCGACAGCCGUGGCGGCCCGUCAACUAGGACUCAAACCUCAUUUACUACUAAGGACAGAUUUACAGGAAGCACGUGCUUUUAGCUGUGAGGGGAACGCUUUGCUGACCAGACUUUGUGGGCCAGAUAUUUACCUUGUACCCCAACCUGCUCCGUACAAAACACAUUUAAGACCACGCAUGGAGGAGCUCGCCACCUCAAUUAAGGAGAAGACUGGCGAAGACUCGUGUCUGAUUCCUGUGGGAGGAGGUGCAGGUUCCCCGGGUAUAUUUGGGAUUAUAUCAGUUUUCGAAGAAAUGAUUUCUCAGGGUUUACUGGAUGAUUACGAUGACUUGGUGUUUGCCUGUGCAUCUGGGUGUACCGCAGCUGGUACCGGUAUAAGUAACUACCUCACAGGGUCUCACAUCAGGUGCCAUGCUGUCAUCGUUUGUAACUACACAAAAACCCAUUUCCUGGACCAAGUUGACCAAACCCUGUACGACAUAGGUCUGUCUGACAAUGUCAAGGCCGUCAACAUUGUAGACAUAAUAGAGGGUCACCAAGGCAAAGGGUACAGCGAGUCAACACAGGAGGAACACGAUUUUGUGGCGUCCGUGGCCGAGUCUACUGGGAUAAUGUUAGAUCUGAUAUACACUGGGAAGGCGACGUUAGGAAUGCUCUGGGAACUCAACAAUAACCCCGGCAGAUUCAAGGGCAACAGGAUCCUGUUUUUACACACAGGUGGCAUGUUUGGGAUGUACGAUGGUCGGCUGGACACGACAAUCAUAGACAGAGGACACAACGACAAUAAGAUACACAUGUGGUCAAGUACGGACAGUCUACCUGAGCAGAAUGGCCAUACAGCUUAAUGUAUAUUUAUUUGAAAUAAUCCAGACACUGUCGCUAAAGAUGGCUUUUGGUUUGAUGGUGCGAGACUUUUAAAAAUAGACAAUUCAGUCAUGAAUCUCAGGACAGGCUAAUCAUUCAGUAAACGGAAACAGUUAUAUUACUAUUCGGAACUCGUGAAUUAUUGAUGUAAACCUAUUUCUCUAUUACCUUUAAUGUCAAUACUACUAAAAAGGCAUAUACGUUACAGUUUUUCUAAAAUUCUAAAUUGUGUCAUUACCACAUCAAGGUGUUGUUUCAUAAAAAUAUUUAAUUUCUUGGAUAAAGUAAUUAACAAUGCAUUUUUAUAUACUUUAGAGUGUAUUUUAUGUAUAUUACAUAAACUCAUAUAUUAACUGAUGUUAAAUAAAUGUAAUCCCCUAAGCUGCCAUGCUGUACACCAUUCCUGGUUAACUGAUCACAACAUGAGGCCGUUGCAGGCAGUUUACCGAAAUCAUUAAACAUAUCGUGUACGCAAGGGAUCCAUACUAAGUCCAUCGUCGUUUCAAAUUGCUAAUAUUGUUUAACAUUGCGUUUGUAAUCCCGAACUGGCAUUAUGCGUAUUUCAUAUUUUAUUUAUUAUUGUUUUCGUUAGAAUUUCUAUAGGAUUAUCUAAUGUUAAUGAAAUUGUAAUGACAGAGUUAUUCGUGAUAUGGGAAAAGCAAAACGCAACAAUUAUUUGUACAAGAAACAUCUGAAUGUAGAAAGAAAAGAGUAUGUAUCGUUAAAUAAGACAUGGUUUAUAUAAUUAUCUAAUGUUACGAAUACGAGACAGCGUGUGUACGAGAAAGGUUUGACGACGUUUUCAUUAAUAUUUACAAGUAAUCUUUCUAAAUUAUCGUAUUUUAAUAUACAUGUAUUGAAAAACAAUUUGGUUUAAGUGUACUGCAAACUUGAUGAACAAUGACAAAUCAAGUAGUCGAAAGUAUAUGGGGAAUUCUCCAUGAAAUACAAUAGUAUACAUAGGUUGUUGAAAGAGUGUGCUUUUUGUCCUUUUUUCGACGGAUUUCCAAUGUUCAUGUGUUUACAUUUUGAAGUUCACUUCUAGAAGCUUUUUUAGUCCACUUAUUUAUCAAAGUAUCUUGUACAAUUGUCCAUUUCCCUUCCUAAAUUAUCACCUGCUAAUAGGAAUGUUUGGUCUCAGUCUGGUUGUUAAUUCAUUGACCAUUAAUACAACGCGAAUUGGUUCUGAAACAUAUUCUUAUUGGGUCACGUAUAGUACAAUGUUCCUAUCUGAACGCUCUCUGUUUACCGUUGAGCCCCCUUCGUGUUCUCAUCCUGAAGUCAGGAUAUGGGUUUUGACAUAUAGGUUUCUGGUGUUUAUAGUGUGGGUUGGACGAGGGUUAUGAUUAUGUAGGUAUAUCUAGGGGUACAUUUUGCAUUACGCGUGAGUUGUGACUGUUUGUACUUUGUUCUCAUACGUUGUUUACAUAUAAUUAAAUAAAUU
Messenger RNA from Mizuhopecten yessoensis (Yesso scallop), 2562 nucleotides. Its product is annotated as bifunctional D-cysteine desulfhydrase/1-aminocyclopropane-1-carboxylate deaminase, mitochondrial-like. Gene Ontology annotation, molecular function: D-cysteine desulfhydrase activity. The transcript is spliced from 9 exons. The record is from RefSeq and is a predicted model, not a curated record. Lineage: Eukaryota; Metazoa; Mollusca; Bivalvia; Pectinida; Pectinidae. The coding region runs from base 131 to 1099 and encodes 322 amino acids.